AUGCAGCCACCAUUACCACAAGAUUACUUUGGUAAUGCCAAUCUACGCCAAGCAGCAACAACCACAGCAGGAGAGUUGCUCUCAAACCCCUUGGCUUAUGCUUCGAGUAAGAUACGUGAAGCAGUUGAAAGUGUAACAGAUGAAUAUGUAAGAUCUUAUCUUGCACUGAUCAAGAAUCUACCAAACGUCGCUAUACAUCGUAAUUUUCACACAGUAGGUUGUGCACUGGGGGGUUUCUUCGGAAACCCUAAUAUGGAAAUCACAAGCUGGACUGCUAUGUCGAUAUAUGAUGCUGAUUUUGGGUUGGGAAAUGUAAUUCACAUGGGCCCUGCAACAAUGGGUUUCGAUGGGAAAUCUUUCAUCAUACCAGGAAGAGAUGGAUCAUUUACUGCUGCAUUGUGCUUGCAGACGGAGCAUAUCGACACUUUCAAGAAGUUAUUCUAUGAAGAAAUAUGA
Molecule: messenger RNA, 456 nt
Organism: Olea europaea var. sylvestris
Lineage: Eukaryota; Viridiplantae; Streptophyta; Magnoliopsida; Lamiales; Oleaceae
Product: spermidine hydroxycinnamoyl transferase-like
Exons: 1
Coding region: 1-456 (151 amino acids)
Source: RefSeq, a predicted model, not a curated record